AUGUCUUCACUAGAUGAGCAGGAACUCAUAUUCGAGGAUGAUAUCGCCCAGGAGGUCGAAUUCGAUAUGACUGAGAUAGAGGUGAAUCGCUUGAUACGUUCACCACUGCUUAUGCCACAAGAUCGAGAUCACAUGACUCCACAAAGUGAUGCCGCCUACUAUGGCACCUCUAUUGCUAAUGAAUUGAUGAACACCGAGGGCGAAUGGCCCUCGUAUGAUGACUACAACCGUCAGGAACGGUCACAACAGAGCUACGAUAUCCCUAGAGGGUUUUCCGGGUGCAUGCAACCAUUGUCUAGUAUUGUUGAGCAUAUGGCCGAGACUAACUACAAACUCUGGCUACACUCAAAAAACUAA
This is a messenger RNA of Nakaseomyces glabratus, 357 nucleotides long. RefSeq lists its product as uncharacterized. The record is from RefSeq and is a predicted model, not a curated record. NCBI's taxonomy places the organism in Eukaryota, Fungi, Ascomycota, Saccharomycetes, Saccharomycetales, Saccharomycetaceae.